Cottoperca gobio is the source of this 1428-nucleotide messenger RNA. RefSeq names its product alanine aminotransferase 2-like. The transcript is spliced from 11 exons. NCBI's taxonomy places the organism in Eukaryota, Metazoa, Chordata, Actinopteri, Perciformes, Bovichtidae. Gene Ontology annotation, molecular function: transaminase activity; pyridoxal phosphate binding. Bases 1 to 1428 code for a protein of 475 amino acids. The record is from RefSeq and is a predicted model, not a curated record. Gene Ontology annotation, biological process: biosynthetic process.
AUGAGUUCCCUGCAGGACGUGAACCCCACAGUGCGGAGCAUCAGAGCCACAACGAGCCUGCAGGGUCUUGCUGCAUGCGUCACAGAGGAGAUCGCACGGGGAGCCAAGAAACCUUUCCAGCAAGUGAUUGAUGUCAGUUCAGGAGAUCCCCACAGGGCAGGGAUGGCACCCAUGUCAUUUGUUCGGCAGGUCUUGGCAGCGUGUAUUUACCCCGAGCUCCUCAAAGACAAAAGCCUUCCUCUGGAUGCCAUACAGAGGGCACAGACACUUCUGGGGGCCUGCAGUGGAGGGAGCGUGGGCUCAUACAGUGUAACCCCCCCUGGCAUACCAUAUAUCCUGAAAAGUGUGGCUGAGUUCAUCAUGAGGCGAGACGGUGGAGUGAAUUCAAACCCAGAAGACAUAAUCUUCUCCAGUGGUUCUCAGAAGGCUUUGUCGCUGGUUUUGCACCUAAUGGCCAGUGGGCAGGGGGAGACUCGGACAGGCGUGUUGACCCCGAUGCCCUGCCCACACACCCUACCCACGCUGCUGGACAUGUCUGGGGUGACACUGGUGCCGUACCAGUUGACGGAGGAGCGAGGCUGGGCUGUAGACCUGGACGAGCUGCACCGAGCUUUGAAGACCGCUCAGGGGCGCUGCAGUCCCAGAGCCAUUUACAUCAGCAACCCUGGAAACCCCACAGGUCAUGUGCAGGACAGGAAAUCAAUAGAGACAGUGAUUAGUUUUGCUGCAACCGAGGGCCUCGUCCUGUUGACUGAAGAGGUGUACCAGGACAGCGUGUAUGGAAAGGGCAGGGACUUUAUUUCCUAUAAGAGAGUCCUGUCUGAGAUGGGCAAAGACUACUCAGAGACAGUGGAGUUGGUUUCUCUACAUUCUAUAUCCAGCGCCUGCAUGGGAGAGUGUGGUCUGAGAGGAGCGUAUAUCGAGGUAAUUAACAUGGAGCCAGCAGUGAUGAAAUAUUUAAGAGAAAUGCAUGCCUCUUCCAGCCCUCCAGUUUUAUCACAGCUCGCUCUGGAGGUCAUGGUCAAUCCACCCACACCUGGAGAUCCUUCCUAUAAAACAUACUCACAGGAGAUUCUUCAUUCUCUGACAACUCUGUCCCACAAUGCUCAGCGUGCUUGUGAGUUCCUGAAUGUUCUUCCAGGGAUGAACUGCCAACCAGCGAUGGGGGGAGUCUUUCUCUAUCCCCGUCUGCAUUUACCACCUCAGAUGGUAGAGGAGGCCCAGAUGUUAGGAGUGGAGGCAGAUGUGCUUUACUGUCAGAGGUUACUGGAGGAGGAAGGUGUGUGUUUGGGAGCCGGCUGUGAGAACGGACAAGAAAGUCCAAAUUACCACAUCAGGCUGUGUGUUUUGGCUCCUCCUGACACCCUGGAGGAGAUGUUGGCACGACUUUCCUCUUUCCACCUGCGCCUGCUGGACAGAUUUCCCUGA